Molecule: messenger RNA, 345 nt
Organism: Porites lobata
Lineage: Eukaryota; Metazoa; Cnidaria; Anthozoa; Scleractinia; Poritidae
Source: the annotation of a GenBank genome assembly
AUGCAAUCUCAGACGUUAGACUUGCUAGCCUUAAGUGAGACUCGUCUUGACAACACCUUCACUGAUUCUGCAGUGUCCAUAGAUGGUUAGACACUUAUUAGGCGUGACCGGUGCAGAGGUGGUGGUGGUGUUGCCAGGUACGUUCGCAACGUCAUCGACGUUAAAAUCAGAUCCGACCUCUCUGAUCCAGAUCUUGAGUUCUUGUGUAUUGAAAUAAAAAACCCAGAGCCAAGCCAUUUCUUAUUUCAAACUAGCAUAGACCUCCGAAUUCUCCAAUUGAGCUCUUUGAUAAGUUUGACGUCCUUCUGGCAAAGAUUGAAGCUGAAAAUGUUGAAUCAAAUAUAA